Molecule: messenger RNA, 1701 nt
Organism: Henningerozyma blattae CBS 6284
Lineage: Eukaryota; Fungi; Ascomycota; Saccharomycetes; Saccharomycetales; Saccharomycetaceae
Gene: STB3
Product: Stb3p
Exons: 1
Coding region: 1-1701 (566 amino acids)
Biological process (GO): positive regulation of transcription from RNA polymerase II promoter by glucose
Cellular component (GO): nucleus
Molecular function (GO): sequence-specific DNA binding
Source: RefSeq, a predicted model, not a curated record
AUGACUGCUAUUACACAAGUUACAAAACCAUUGGCAACCACCACACCAGAAGCUUUAAUUGCUGCUCAGAUGGUUACACCUCAAAGAAUCACGAAUCUAUUGAUUGAUAAAGGACCUCUUGCGAUUCGUCAUAUCACGCAAGCUUUAGCCAUCGAUAUCCCUCAUUUCAAAGAAUUAUCCUCGUCUAAACAAAGAAGAUUGAUUAUGAGUGCCCUAGAGUCUGGUGAUGUGGAAAAUUUUGUUAUAUUUAAAAAGAUCGGUUGGGGUAAUUGGUCUGCAAGAAGAGUGCCACAAGUUGAGUUUGUUAAAUUAAGAGAUUUAACAAAUAUUGAAAAUGCUAAAGUUAAUGACAUUACACAUUCCAAUGCUAAUACAAGUACAAAUUCAAAUUUGAAAAGUAUUGCCAAAAAUUCUUCUACCAAGCUCAUUGAACCAACAAAUACUACUUCUGCUCCUACUUCUACUAAUAAAAAGCCUCAUUUACUAAAUUCAAAUUCAAAUUCAAAUAGUAUUCCUAAUGAAAUUAAUCAAAAUAAAAUUCAUUUGAUUACUAAAAAUAGAAGUUCCAAUAACCAACAAUUACCUAAAUUAGAUUUGGAUUCUCAAAUUAAUAAUGAAUUCCAAUCUAAUAAUAAUACGUUUAAAUUUCCGAAAUUUAAUAAUCGGAGAUCAAUAGAUGCUACUUUCCAUUCUUCAUAUUUGGAUAAAUUGACAAGAGAUUCUAAAAGAAGAAAGUCUGAAUCAGAACCUUUAAAUAGCAUUAGAGACGAUGAUCAGACUACUUCAAAUAAUAAUAAUAUGAUUAUAAAUUCCGAUUAUAGUGAUAAUGAUGAAAUACAGAAUUUAUACCCAAGAGUUUCCCCCAUAUACACUGUUAAAAAUUCAAGAAGAGGCUCCUCCAUUAUUUAUUCAGAAGAUUUAUUGGUUAGCAAAUUAAAUCAAGUUAAACAAAAUCAAGAAUCUUUUGAAAAAAUGAAACAAGAAAAUGAUCCAAAUAAAUUAAUUUUUUUAGAAUCAUUUGAAUUUAAACCUACAAAUAGAAGAUUAUCUUUACCAAUAAAUUUCCCAAGUUCUAAUUUAAAAUAUCAUGAAAUUAUUAAUUCAAAUGAAAAUAUUUUGAAAAGAAACAAUUCAAACCCAAUUCAAAUUAGACAAACCAAUAACAACAACAACAACAACAACAACAAGAUAAACAAUUCUUUAUUACCGAAUGAAUCAUGCAUUAGAUCCACUUUAGUUUUACCAAAUCAUUCUCCAAAACUAUCCAAUACUGGGUCCCCUAAGAAUUAUAUAUAUGAUAAUUCUAAAAUUUUAAAUUCUUUUAAAACUUUUAAACUAAAUGCUUGUUCACCUACUAAUAAUACUUUAAUGAAUACUAAUAAUAUUAAUAAUGGAAGUGAUUUUUCUUUACAAAAAAUUUCAAGCAAUUUACAAAGUCAUUCAUCUUCACCAAAUAAUAAAAUAAGCUCAAUUUCUUCUUCCAUGUCAGAUACUGAAGAAGAAGAUUGGCAAUCCAUUGGUGCUGAAAAUAUGAGAAACUAUAAAACUUUAAAUCCAUUGAAAAAUAUUGAAAAUAAAGCAAAAGAAAAUAUAUCUACGAAUAAAUUAAAUUCAAACAUUCAUAAUCAACUAUCACAAAACAACCCUACCUUAGAAGAAAAUGAUGCUGCUAUUUUAUUGUUAGGUUUAAAACCACAAUAA